AUGUGGAUGUUAAUCUUUGUACUGACAGGUUGUAUCGCAUCUCUUACUAGCGGGCAAGCUCCAUCAGAUGAUGCGCGCCAUAAACUGGUAUCACUGAUCGGUGAUGUACGUGGCGCUGACGGACGUCGAUAUGCCUCACGUGAUAAUCUUGGAAACACUAUGGACUGUGUGAAGAUCAUUAAACGAACUGAUACCGAACAAUUUAUUGGAGUUUAUCAUACAUAUGUUAAUAAUGUGCCAAGAGUGAAUUUAGCUGUAUCAGAUGAUUUGUUAAAUUGGACGUGGCUUCGCGAAUUAGCCUAUUAUGGCUCACAACCGACAAUUGUUGUACCUGCUGAUCAACCUCAAGGCUACAUAGUUGCUUGGGAACAAGAACCGAGCAAUCACUUACGUUUUUCUUUUUAUCUCACAUGGUCCGACUUACAAGCUGGCACCUCUAAACUAAAUUAUUCUGUUCCACGUACAUUGUCCCGGUGCGCUGAAGGCACACCCAACAUAUACGGUCAACCCACAUUGAAUAAUAUUGAUGUCGGCUUUCAUUUUUAUGAUAAUUGUAUUGUUGAUCGACAAGCUCGUGCAACAUUGAAAAAUUUCAAUCUAUGGGUUCAAAUUAAGAAACAACCCAAUGUUGAUAAUGCUUUACUUCAUUACGGCGUACAAGGUAAUAUCGGUGAUCGUGAUGCUAUUUCAGAUUUCAAUGGUUACGCAUUCACUGCCAUCGAGGGACAAUAUACACCAAAAGAUUUCGGCACUUGGCGAACAUUCAUUUUUGAUCCUCAAACAGGCAAUGCUGAUCAAGUGACUAUUGUUACCGAUAAAGGCAGUCAAGCAUUUGCAAAUCCAACCAUAACAUUGACAACAUGGAAGGGUGAACGUAUUCUGAUCGUCACUCUUUUCAUUCCCAGUGAACAAUCAGCACCCGGUGAAGCAGGUGAACUCAUCUAUUAUCGUAAAUUAUAG
Messenger RNA from Adineta ricciae, 960 nucleotides. The record is from the annotation of a GenBank genome assembly. NCBI's taxonomy places the organism in Eukaryota, Metazoa, Rotifera, Eurotatoria, Adinetida, Adinetidae.